Sphaerodactylus townsendi is the source of this 4939-nucleotide messenger RNA. RefSeq names its product neuronal tyrosine phosphorylated phosphoinositide-3-kinase adaptor 1 (gene NYAP1). NCBI's taxonomy places the organism in Eukaryota, Metazoa, Chordata, Lepidosauria, Squamata, Sphaerodactylidae. The record is from RefSeq and is a predicted model, not a curated record. Gene Ontology annotation, biological process: neuron projection morphogenesis; phosphatidylinositol 3-kinase/protein kinase B signal transduction.
CCGCCCGCCCGGCCCGCCCGUCGCCCAGCAGCCCCGCCUUCCGCCGGGCUCCUGCGGGGGAAGCCGCGCGGCUCCUGCUCAGCGGCCUGCAGCCGGGACUCCUCCUCGCAGAGCAGCAGCGCCCCCCUCUGGGCGCUCCCCGCCCCGCCCCCGGCCGGCCGCGGGAAGAUGAAUGCGGGCCCCCAGGAAGCCCUCCUCUCCGUCUUCCUGCAGUUCGUGGAGGAUCGGGGCCGCUGGGCCUACCGGGCCCUCAGCCAGACGCAGCAGGCCCGGCCCCGGGAGCAGCGGCCCAACGAGAUGAACCUGCUGUACCGCAAGAGCAAGGUGGAGUGGAGGCCCAGCAAGGAAGAGCAGCCCCCCAAGGGUUCAGCCAAGGAGUCCGGCAUAGGGAAGGUGCGGGACGUGGCCUCCUUCCGCCGCCACUUCAGGAUGGGGUUCAUGACAAUGCCCGCCUCGCAGGAACACGCUCCGCACCCCUGCGCCAGCAGCAUGGCCCCCCGGUCUCUCUCCUGCCACUCUGUGGGCAGCGUGGACAGCAGCUCGGGAGACGUGGCUGCCGGGUCUCGCAAACCGCCCGCCAAGCCCAAGCGACACCCCAACACCAAGCUGAGCGCGGAGGCCAGAAGCGCCCUGGAGCCCACGGGGAGCAAGAAAGGAGGUUCCCAAAAGUCCAGCUCGGAAGGUCGGGAUCUGGGCCGCAAGGUGCCCCCCCAGAAGCCCAAGCGCAGCCCGAACACCCACCUGUCCGGCCUCCCUUUGACGCAGGCGGUGAGGCGCGGACGGCUUGCCCGCCCCCUUCUGGGCGUGGGCGAUGAAGCCGCUACGGCUCGCGCCUUCUCCCACGCCAAGCUGCAAGUGGGCUCGCCACGCCGAGAGGAGGACGAGCCGGUUUACAUCGAGAUGGUGGGAGACAUUUUUCGGGGACCUGGCCCCCCCUCGCAGGCACCGGCCGCGGCCGACGAGGACUCUGACGAGAGCGAAGCCAUUUACGAGGAGAUGAAGUAUCCGCUCCCGGAGGAAGGGGGCGACUGCCGGCCCAACGGGGCACCGGCCUCCCCGCGCCACCACCCAGCCAAGCGGGAAACGGCCAGGGUGGCGCCGGGCACCAAAACCUCCCCCUGCGAAAUCCCUCCGCCGUUCCCAAACCUCUUGCAGCACCGGCCCCCUCUGCUGGCCUUUCCGCAGGGCAAGAAGGGCUACAAAGGCCCCGGCCAGGAGGGGUCCAAGCUGCCCGUCCCGUGCCACGCCAAGGACACCCCGCCCGCCCCCAUGACACCCCAGGUUCCCAGCCAUCAGCCGAGGGGCGGGGAUGCCGCAGCCUUGGGCCCUUCUGGCCGCGCCCGCAGCCACUCCACCCCCCUGCCCCCCCAGCCCACUGGCCAGAGCAAAGCUGAGAAAGAGCUCCCCAAUUCCCACAGCAUGAUCUGCCCCGCUGGCAAGCAGGGGCCCCCCGUGCCGGCCCCCUCCGCAGCCCCCGCCCCCUCCAUGCUGCCGGUCAAGGAGAAGCCGGCCGUCUCCUACACCAUGGUCUACUCCGCCGUCAAGGUCACCACACACACGGCCCCGAUGGAGCAGAAGGCCGAGGAGAUCUCCGUCCUGCACGGCUUGCUGUGCGCCCGCCCGUCCACAGUGCCCACCUGCAGACAGGCCCAGAGGGCGGGCACGCUGCCGGAGCCGCCUCCCCUGGGCAUGGUCUGGACUUACCCUGCCCCCUGCGCUGGGCUGAAGCGCCCGCCGGCCUACGAGAGCAUCCAGGGCGUGGGCGCCAAAGCCUCCUCCGCCAUCAAGAUCCCUCUCCAGGACCGGGUCUUCACCAGCGUUGCCUGCUCCCACCUCUUGCCUGGCGAGGAGUGUGCCCACCACCCAGUGGGAGAGGAGGAGGCCUUCGGGUGGGUGCUGCAGAGGAGGCUGGGCUACGUGAACCGGAAGACGAAAGAGCUGGAGAAGGCCCCCGACGGCCCCAAAGCCUGGGACGAGGGUGACAACACUCCUCCCAGGAUGGAGAAGGAAGAGAAGGCCAGGCCCAGCCUGACCCAGUCCGGCAUCCCCGUCCGCACCCCGGGGCCCGAGGGCCUCACUGCCAAGAUGCCCGGGGGGAGGACCAGCCUGCCUGUGCCCUGCCAGACCUUCCCCGCCUGUCACCGGAAUGGAGAUUUCACAGGUGGCUACCUCCUGGGCCGCUCUGCAUCCACCUCUGGCGUUCGGCAUGCUGUGGUUCACACGCAGAGGCCGUGCAGCCACCCCCGGGAUCCGGCCAGCCUGGCCCUGCACCAAGCACCGCUGGCGCCUCCUGGGUCCCUCCAGGGCUCUCGGGAGCGGGACGGCAAACUCCUGGAGGUGAUCGAGCGCAAGCGCUGCGUGUGCAAGGAGAUCAAGGCGCGGCACCGCCCCGAGCGCACCCUGUGCAAGCAGGAGAGCAUGCCGAUCCUGCCCAGCUGGCGGAGGAACACGGAGAACCGCAAGUCCGGGACGCCCCCCUGCCGCCGCCAGCAGACUGUGCUCUGGGACACGGCCAUAUGACGGCACGGGGCUGAGCCCCGAGGAACCGGUGCCUUGUGCCAGCCGAGCCGGACACGGCGCAGGGCUAACUGCUGGCAGCGUGGCGCCCUGCCCGUGGGCCCCUGGCCCGGGACUCGCCAGAGACCGUGGGCUGCUCGGGCACUACUGCCCCCUGCUGGGCCAUAGCGAGAAACUCACCUGCGGGUGAAGCAGGCAAAUGGUUCUUUGGCCAAGAUCCGGGACCGAGAGGUGCUGGAAACGCCAGCGUGAAAAACCCGUGGACUCUACUUGAGGACCUCCAGUGGAAACGACUGCCCCGCAGGUCCGCCCCCCCCAGGCAGCUGCGUCUCACAGCGGGGGCAAGGUUGCUGGAUGGAAGCCGCUGGCCCUCUGAGCCAGCCAUGUCUGUGCCAACUAACAUGUAAGAUGCUGCCGUUCAUCUUCCUGGGAGGAGGCUAGCGUGUCACUGUGCGGAUGGCGGCCCUUCUCCCGUUGUCUUUGCCCGGAGCGAAGCUCCAAGUGCCAGGGCGUUUUCCAGGGUUUUUCUUCCAUUGCUGGGGGGGCCGUGGAGGGAAGGCGUCGUGUCCGUGCAGGGCCUGGGCUCAGGUGGCCAAAGGGACUUCCUCUUGAGCUGCCAGGCCGCUUGGCCCACCAGUCGCUGCGUAGAGAGCGAAGGGUCAGCGAGAACACAGGUUGCCAAUCAGAGCGGGCCCUUCAUAGCUACCCCCAGGACCGACCGGCCUCUGUGUGUCUGACUGGCGGGCAGUUUCUACUGGCGUAUGAAAUAAAAGAAGCAAAUUUUUCGCAGUCUGGCAGCGAGGUGAUGAAAUUAUUAUUUUUUUCUAAUCCAGAAAAUUAGAGGAGGGGGGCACAGGGCCACUUUCCAGAAACGUCCCCCCUCCCCUCCAAUAAAAAAUGUGUUUUCCCUUGUAGGAAAACGUUGAUUUGGCCGCAUUUAAUUUUUACAAAUAUAACCAGCCCUCCAGUAACCUUCCUCCAUUCCUGCCCUGAUUCCCCACGUUCUGGUUCGUUCUUCUUGCCUUGAAAGCCGAGAGGUCUGAAUUUCGGCAGAUCUGUUUGUAUGGAGUCAGGGUCCCCGAGUGGGUUGCGCUGCCUCUCCUGCCCCGCUGAGUUUUCUUGCUUCGGUCUACUUAAAAUGUCUUUGGAAGAAUGGAUCCCCCCCCCCCUCCUGGAAAAGCCAAAUGGCAUGUUUGAAAUUUGGGGGGGGGGGGAUAUUUCAAGGGAAGUGGGGCUCCCUUUGGGGAGCAACUUGGGUUUCAAGUGCCGUUAGAACGGCGCUGCUGUUCAAACUCAGCAGGCAGGGGAAGGAGGAAACUGUCGUGCCUGCGUCCUCUCUAGGCAUCUGACAAAGAUACAGCGUCUGCCUUCUGGACUUCAGCCGGGCUUCUCGCCAUGCCAAGCUGCUCGCCCUCUUUGGGCACCAGGGGCCUGCCUCACAGGGAGGGUUUUGCUCAAGGUGGCUUAAAAGACAGGGUAGAGGGCGUAGCGGUGACUCGCGUUGUUCAUCACCACGUGGCCGCACAUCCAGUGCCUCCUGCAGAGGCAAGAGCUCCCAAAGGCACCUGGUGGGCCACUGCGAGUAGCAGAGUGCUGGACUAGAUGGACUCUGGUCUGAUCCAGCAGGCUUGUUCUUAUGUUCUUAUGCCUUCUUUAGACGUAGCUGCUGCCCGUUCACGGAGCUAUUCAGCGGGAUCGCAGGUCCUGCAAGGCCUGCCAGUAUCAGGAAGAUGGCACUCCCCCUGGCACCAGUGCAGGACUAGCCAAACAGCAGCCUUGCCCUCUCUGUCCCCUGUCCUGGGCAGCCCUCUUGGCCUCGCUUGCCCGUCUCACCUGCCUCAUAGUCUCUCCUUCGUAUCCCACCUCUUCCCACCGAGCUGUCCGUCUCUGUCCUUGUGUUGGCACACGCUGGAGGAGGGGAAGCCCGGGGGUUCCCCCUCCACCACGUGCCUGACGAGCCACCCGUGUCCAGCAGUGUUUUGCUCCGUGUCUUCAAAGUCUCAUCCUCAGCCAACAGAUGUGGGUCUUUACGCUUUUGGAACUGGUCCAGGACCCCCCCCCAUAUACACACACAACCCCCCCCAUGCCACCCUUCGCCCACUCCUGCUUCAGAACCAAGUGUGAAUCCAUCUGCCACAAUUUCCUGUUAGCGUCCACAAGACACGGCUGGACCGGUUGGGGCGUUGGCAUGAACUAGGGUUUAAAUUUAAAAAAACUGUGUACGGCGCCAUCAGGGUGAAGGAGAAACCCCCGUUGGGACUCCUUGGUUUUAUGCCCCAGCCCCUGAUUUAAAUAUUUCACAAGAUUGUCUAGCGUAGCAAGAUGAUGAAACUGCUUUGCAAAGAUAUUUAUGCUGGGGAUUCAUGGGAGGGUAUUUAUAUAUUGAAAAACGAUGGAAAGAUAAUAAAACUGUCACACUGGG